GCCACGGUUCAUUCAGGACGUCUCAACCACACUGCUUCUCCAUCAGCCCCUGCACGGAAGUUCCUAACUGCUUUUCCGUCAUUGGGUGUUGGUGACAUGCAUUUUCCGGUUGUGUGGGCGUGCAUGGCAUUAUGUACUUGCAACAUAAUGCUCCCUCUCGUUGAAGGAGGAGACCUGAUGGUGUGGAGACGUGUCAUGGUGGAAUCGUCAUGGUUAAAGGAAAGUGUCACUCAGAUUUCGAAAAACCUGUCUCUCAUCUCAUGCGGUGUGGCGUGUAUGAAGAAUGACUGGUGCCAUCUGUGGUGUUACGACGUGCCCAGGGAGUGCCUGCUCACCUCCCUUUUCGUUUCGACAUCCUAUCAGCCUUCACAGCCAGACGGUGGCCUGGACUGCUUCACCGACCGCAAGCCAGAGUACACUACUCAAGCAGCCAUUACCUCCUCUGUGCACUACCACACCAGUAUAAAACAGAGAAGCAAUUUGGUGGACGGCAUAUAUAGCAGUGACAUUUACGAUGCUUCAGUAGUGAAUUCAGAGUCAGGGGCUUUCGCAUGGUUCUUACUCGACUUUGGGAAUGUCAUCCCCGUUUCCGAAGUCAUAUUAAUUGCUCAGCCUAAUACAAAUUCAUAUACUUACUUCCGAGACAUCGAGGUAAGGGUUGGAAACACUCAGGCUUCAGGAAACUUUGCAUCCUACUCCAUGCUUGGGAGCUUCACGGGUCAUGCUGAACCAGAACAGAUCGUAAUACUUCGCCCUGCCACUCCAUUAUUUGGCCGUUAUGUCUCUAUACAGCGAACAACAGACGACCUGCUUCAGAUCGCACACUUAGAAGUACGCUGA
Molecule: messenger RNA, 840 nt
Organism: Portunus trituberculatus (swimming crab)
Lineage: Eukaryota; Metazoa; Arthropoda; Malacostraca; Decapoda; Portunidae
Exons: 1
Coding region: 97-840 (247 amino acids)
Source: RefSeq, a predicted model, not a curated record